Messenger RNA from Spirometra erinaceieuropaei, 1019 nucleotides. NCBI's taxonomy places the organism in Eukaryota, Metazoa, Platyhelminthes, Cestoda, Diphyllobothriidea, Diphyllobothriidae. The record is from the annotation of a GenBank genome assembly.
AUGUCCGCCUACCGUCGCGAAGAGGAGCGUGUGGCCAAAGCACGUAAGGGUGCUGCCGCCGCGAGAGACCGGCUGGCUGAACGGGAGCGACAGGUGCUGCAGACGGAGCGGCAGUUAGAGCGUCGAUCGACUUCCUCCGCCGAUGCCAGCCGUCGUCGUUCCACUACUGGUAGCGCUGACGCCUGCCUGAGAGAGGCCCUGCAGACCUCCAGCACAGAGCUUACCGAGGUGCGGGCAAAGGAGGCAGCUCUGGUGGAAGAAGUCGGCAAACUUCGCUCAACCCUCUCGGAGGCUAAGUCGUCUUUUCAGGCAAGACAAAGCACUUUCCCCCUUUACCCGUCCAUUGUUCGCAAUUUUACCUUAAGUGUAUCAUAUAAAGGGAUCUUGUUGUCUGAUCGUUGACUAUCUACUGGUCUGUCCUGCACGGACCAGGUGUGUGUGUGUGUGGCACGCCUAGUUGAGUUGUUUAGCUACGUCUCUGUCUUGUCAGCAGGCUCAGAUAAGGUGAAUGCGGGUCAAGUUUUCUAUCAUUGUAAAAUAGUUCAUGUGCAAGUCACCGUUCCUGCAUACAGCAUCCUGUGAGGCACGGGGUGGACGGGUAGCGACGGUAUUUUCCAUCUUCUUUUUCUCCUCCCCUCUCCCUCCUCCUCAUCAUUACACGUUUCCAGGUAUGUUUUCUUCGCGCUACUACCGCCUUUAGCAGUAAGGAAACUGUUUGCUUGAUAACGCUGGACCUUCUGUCUCAUCAGCAGUGAAUUUUAAGCGUUAUGACAAAACCCGUCAUCAGUAGAGACGGCAUUCUUCCUCCUUCUCGCUUCGUUUUUCCCCCCUCUCCCCUCACCCUCCGCCUCCUCCCCUCCUGCUCAUCAUCAUAGUCGUCGUCUUUCCUUUCCCGUUUUCUUCCUUUCAUGUUCUUAUUUUUUUGUCUUCCUCGUUUCUUCCUCCUUCGCUCGUCUUCCCCUUCUCCCUCCCUCCCUCCCUCCCCCCUCCCUCGCUCUACUUUCCUCCUCCUCCUCCUC